UUGAGCACCGUUGACACGCUGGCUUCUACUGCUAUAUGUGGUAUCAUACACUCGUUGUUUGGUGGCCAGCCUUUGUUGAUCUUAGGAGUUGCAGAGCCCACUGUAAUAAUGUAUAGUUAUUUAUACAGUUUCGCAAAAGGAAACAAUGCGAUUGGGAAAGAGCUCUACUUGGCUUGGGUUGGAUGGGUGUGUGUCUGGACAGCUCUCCUGCUCUUUCUUCUCGCGAUAUUCAAUGCUUGCACAAUUAUCAAUAGAUUUACAAGGGUUGCCGGGGAACUUUUUGGCAUGUUGAUUGCAGUUCUUUUCAUUCAACAAGCUGUGAAGGGUAUAUUAGGAGAAUUCAGAAUCCCUGAACAUGAAGACCCAAAUUUAGAAAAAUAUAAUUUUCAGUGGUUGUAUACAAAUGGCCUGCUAGGUGUUAUAUUCACCUUUGGUUUACUAUAUACUGGUUUAAAAAGCCGAGGGGCAAGAUCAUGGCAGUACGGCACUGGAUGGUUUCGGACUCUCAUUGCGGACUAUGGAGUUCCUUUAAUGGUAUUAGCAUGGGCAGCAUUGUCAUUUGGUGUACCGGGGAAACUUCCUUCCGGUGUUCCUAGGAGGCUUGAAAGCCCUCUUCCUUGGGACACUGCAUCCUUGAAGCAUUGGACUGUAAUCAAGGAUAUGGCUAAGGUCCCACCAGCAUACGUAUUUGCUGCCUUCAUACCCGCUGUUAUGGUCGCUGGUCUUUAUUUUUUCGAUCAUAGUGUCGCUUCACAAAUGGCACAACAGAAGAACUUCAAUCUCAGGAAACCAUCUGCUUACCAUUAUGACAUUUUAGUCCUCGGGGUUUUGACUCUGUUCUGUGGAUUGAUUGGACUCCCUCCAUCCAAUGGAGUACUCCCACAAUCUCCUAUGCACACGAAAAGUCUGGCUGUGCUCAGUAAACAGUUGAUAAGAAAGAAGAUGGUAAAAGGUGCCAAGGAAUGCAUGAAGCAAAAUGCCAGCAACUCAGAAAUCUAUGGCAAGAUGCAGGCUGUGUUUAUAGAAAUCAACAGAACUCCACUGCCUUCAGCAGCUAAUGAGUUGAAGGACUUGAAGGAUACGGCUAUGAAAGAUGAUGAUGGAGGCAUUGCAUAUGGUAACUUUGAUCCUGAAAAACAUACUGAUGCUCACUUGCCGGUUCAAGUUAAUGAGCAAAGGUUUAGCAACCUUUUGCAAUCACUUCUCGUGGGAGUAUCAUUGCUUGCCAUGCCCAUAAUAAAGAAGAUACCAACAUCAGUGCUAUGGGGAUAUUUUGCUUACAUGGCCAUUGACAGCCUCCCUGGGAACCAAUUCUGGGAAAGAAUCUUGCUGCUUUUCGUUACCCCUAGUCGAUGUCAUAAGAUAUUGGAAGCUCCCCAUGCUUCAUUUGUAGAGAAUGUGCCCUUUAGGCAUAUUUCAAUGUUUACGCUUUUCCAAUUAGCAUACCUUCUCAUUUGUUUUGGAGUGACAUGGAUACCCGUUGCUGGGAUAUUGUUCCCCUUGCCAUUCUUCCUACUUAUAAGCAUACGUCAGCAUGUCCUUCCUAAGCUCUUUCACCCAUUUUACCUUCAUGAGCUGGAUGCGGCUGAGUAUGAGGAAAUCGAGGGAGCUCCAAGACGCGGUGGUGCAGUCUCAUUCAAGGAACGAAAUGGUUCGGUUGAUGGUAUAGAUUUAAGUUUAUGUGAUUCUGAGAUACUGGACGAGCUGAGCACCAGGAGAGGAGAGUUGAAGCUUAUAUCGAAAAGCUUCGGUGAUGAUAAGAUUUUUCAGGUGCAUCCUGGCGAGGAUUCGGAAGGCGGUCUUUGAAGAUUAUGAAAAGCAGCUUUUUGUAAGGGAUCAAGUUCACCUGGAGAGGGUUUGUGAAGAAACCGUAGCGUGUUAAUGCAACUGGAUUUGAUCUGUGGAAUCUCUAAAAUAAUUAUUUUACGGUCUUGAAAAGAAUUCUACCUUUAAGAGAGAGAGAGAACAAGCAGAGCAGCAGCUCAAUGAUUUAAGCCUCUCUAAUCAAUUUGGUUAUAGAGAUCCAAGUCAUAUGGAUUAUUAUACUUGUAAAAUUGCUGAUCCACAGUUUAUGAAUAAAUUCAUCAACGGUCAGGAAAACC
This is a messenger RNA of Populus nigra (black poplar), 2102 nucleotides long. RefSeq names its product boron transporter 4-like. NCBI's taxonomy places the organism in Eukaryota, Viridiplantae, Streptophyta, Magnoliopsida, Malpighiales, Salicaceae. Gene Ontology annotation, cellular component: plasma membrane. The coding region runs from base 109 to 1806 and encodes 565 amino acids. The transcript is spliced from 11 exons. The record is from RefSeq and is a predicted model, not a curated record. Gene Ontology annotation, molecular function: solute:inorganic anion antiporter activity. Gene Ontology annotation, biological process: transmembrane transport; monoatomic ion homeostasis; monoatomic anion transport.